GUUGCCAUUUGUUCUCUCUCUUUAUUUUGUUCUUUUUUUGGGUGGGUGUUCCAUGUGAGCUUACCAAAAGAAGAAAAAAGAUGAGGGUUUUGGCCUUCUCAAAGUCUCUCUCUCUCUCUUUCUUUAAUAAUUCAUUCUUCUUUCUCUUUCUAUCUAUGUGUUCUGUCCGUUUUUCCUUGUAAAUCUUUCUAGGGUUUCCACUUUUUUCCCUACCCAGCUGCCAUAGAUCCUACAACAUUUGAUUUGAUUUCCCACUUGCAAUUAAUUUCUCUCUUCCUCUUCCCUUUCUCUCUCUCUCUCUCUCUUUUCCCCCUCUAGCUUUCAGAUCUGCAACAACCCAAGAAAGCUUUUUUCUUGUUAUUCUAUUUUGGGUGAGUUCUAAUUUUAUCCUUUUAACCCUCUUUCUAUUUUGGGAAAAUCUUUCUGGGUUUUGAUUUGUUUGUACUGUGUUUGAGAGUGAAACCAUUUUUUUUUUCUUCUGUUCUGGGUUUUCUUGGGAAUUUAAUUUCUUUUAUUUUCUCUCGUCUUCUUGAACUAGGUGUAAGCUCUAAAUAUAUAGAUAGAUAGAUAGAUAUAUACAUAAUGGUGAGAGGGAAAACUCAGAUGAAAAGGAUAGAAAAUGCUGCAAGUAGGCAAGUGACCUUCUCAAAGCGGAGGAGUGGGCUUCUUAAGAAGGCCUUUGAGUUGUCUGUUCUAUGUGAUGCUGAAGUUGCACUCAUCAUCUUCUCUACAAAAGGAAAGCUCUAUGAGUUCUCUAGUUCCAGUAUAACCAAGACUAUAGAACGGUAUCAGAAAAAUGCCAAAGGCCAAGGAAUAAAAAAAAUGGCAUUUGAAGAAGAUAUACAGCAUUUGAAGGAAGAUGCUGUUUCAAUGUCAGAGAGGAUUGAGCUCAUUGAAGUUUCUAAACGAAAGCUCUUGGGGGAAAAUCUUGAAUCUUGCUCUAUUGAUGAGCUACAGCUGAUAGAGGAUCAGUUGGAGCGAAGUUUAAGCAACAUUAGGGAGAAAAAGAAUGAGUUAUUCAAAGAGAAGAUCGACAAAUUGAAGGAAGAGGAGAGAGUCCUAGAAGAAGAAAAUGCAAAAUUACGAGAGAAGGUGAGUUUGAGCAGCGAUCAGAACAACUGUCAGUAAUGAAGCAAGAGUUACCACGGAGACAGACUUUGGAUGUAGAGACUGAGCUGGUCAUAGGACCACCUGAAAGAAGAACUACCCAUAACUAAUUCUUCAAAGGACCAUGUGAAAGAAGAAAACUACACAUAUAAACUAAUUCUUCACAUGACCAUAUAUGUGAAAGAAGAAGAGCUGCCCAGAACCAGUUGUAAAGUUAAAUGGUAAAUCUUGAAUAAGCUGCUACUCUCAAACUGCACCAUUACUAAGCUUUCAAUUUGCGCAGAAAAAUAAUUAUGAAGCUCAUGGACGGACACUUGAAGGAGGUGUGCCAUUCAAAUAAAUGAUUUGUUUGUUUAAACUUGUGUGCCAAAGAGAGUGUUUGUGAAGAGAAAAUCUGUACUUUGACAUUUCCAGACUCCAUUUUAUUUGCGUGGAACAUACCAAUUAUUAUUUCUUCUCCCGCUUUCUUCCUA
This is a messenger RNA of Cornus florida, 1580 nucleotides long. Its product is annotated as MADS-box protein SOC1-like. Lineage: Eukaryota; Viridiplantae; Streptophyta; Magnoliopsida; Cornales; Cornaceae. Bases 583 to 1128 code for a protein of 181 amino acids. The transcript is spliced from 7 exons. The record is from RefSeq and is a predicted model, not a curated record. Gene Ontology annotation, molecular function: protein dimerization activity; DNA-binding transcription factor activity, RNA polymerase II-specific; RNA polymerase II cis-regulatory region sequence-specific DNA binding. Gene Ontology annotation, cellular component: nucleus. Gene Ontology annotation, biological process: positive regulation of transcription by RNA polymerase II.